AUGCUGUCGUACACUUGUUUGCUGGCUGUUGACGGCUUUGCUCGGUCUUCCAUCAUGCCCAUGAGCUUCAUGACGAGUAUCUCGCCUCGCUUUGAGGCUGGCACGCGGGACAGUGGCUGGGCAGCAAUCCGUCGGCUUCUGGUGGGCAUGAACGCCUUCGGCUGCUCUGGCUCAGGAACCGCGAGUAGUGGAGAUGGCACCUUCCGCAGGAUUUUUGCGAUCGCGGAGAUAGAGAUCAUGAUAGCUGAACAUAAGAGCCGUGGAAAGGGAAUUGGUCAAGAAGCAAUCUUACUGAUGAUGGCAUUUGCAGUAGAGAAAUAUGGAAUUCACACAUUCAGGGCAAAAAUUAGUGAAUCAAAUACGGCAUCCCUUAAGCUCUUCAGAAAGUUGGGCUUCAAGGAUGCUUCAUACAGUGCGGUGUUUAAGGAGGGUGUGAGCUACGAUUAUUAUAUUAGCCAGAAAAAAACAGCAGACAUGUUUGGUUUGGCACUUGGGCUCGUAGUUGUCAAGCAGCCCAACCAAGCCCAGCUAAUGAGGGAUGACAUACCGGACCCACGCGUCAGAAUCGGUCCUCCCCAUUACCACUCCCAAGUCCCGACUUGGGUACAAACCCUUGGGCCUGGCCGCCGCACCCGCCCGGCUGGGCGAACGAAACGGGACAAGAUAACGAGACAGCAAGGGGGGAGCAGGGAGCCAAGCCAGGGUUCAGCCACUCAGGAAACAGAGAAGAUGGCGGCGAGGCGCGACACCGAGUUGGACGGCGAAGAGCUCGGCGCCGAGGGCUCCAACCCCGUCGGUGGUGGCGCGACUCCGCCGCCCCUAGCCGCAACCCCUGUCGUAUGCGUCCUCCGCUCCGCUGGGGACUUCGCUGGCGGCGCCUUCAUCGGAUCCGUCUUCGGAUAUGGACAAGGCUUGCUCUCUAAGAAGGGUUUUAAGGGCUCAUUCAGCAAUGCAGGGUCCUCUGCCAAGACUUUUGCAGUUCUCUCUGGAGUUCAGAGUUUGGUCGUGUGCUUGUUGCGAAGGCUACGUGGGAAAGAUGACAUUGUCAAUGCUGGUAUAGCUGGUUGUUGUACUGGUGUUGCUUUGAGCUUUCCAGGAGCGCCACAAGCGCUGCUUCAAAGCUGUGCCACCUUUGCAGCAUUCUCAUGCAUUAUGGAGGGGCUCAAUAAGCAGCAGGCUGCAAUGGCUCGGACACUUGGCGAGACUGCCGUGACGGUCGUGCAUGAGAAAGGCGGUGUUCUGCCCCCGUUCACGCUGCCACCAAUUCUUGAUGCAUCUGAUGCUUUAGCUUCAUGCUGCUUAGCGUUAGUAAAGCCUAAGCACUAG
Messenger RNA from Miscanthus lutarioriparius, 1326 nucleotides. Lineage: Eukaryota; Viridiplantae; Streptophyta; Magnoliopsida; Poales; Poaceae. The record is from the annotation of a GenBank genome assembly.